Vanderwaltozyma polyspora DSM 70294 is the source of this 1761-nucleotide messenger RNA. RefSeq lists its product as uncharacterized. Gene Ontology annotation, cellular component: membrane. NCBI's taxonomy places the organism in Eukaryota, Fungi, Ascomycota, Saccharomycetes, Saccharomycetales, Saccharomycetaceae. Bases 1 to 1761 code for a protein of 586 amino acids. The transcript has a single exon. Gene Ontology annotation, molecular function: phosphate transmembrane transporter activity. The record is from RefSeq and is a predicted model, not a curated record. Gene Ontology annotation, biological process: transmembrane transport; phosphate ion transport.
AUGCCUGAAGUCACUGAAGGUGGUAAUGCCGCUUUCCACAACUAUCUGAACGAUUUCUCCCAUAUCGAAGACCCUCUAGAGAGAAGAAGAUUGGCUCUACAAAAAAUUGAUGAAGCUAAAUUCGGCUGGUAUCACGUGAAAGCCAUCCUGGUUGCAGGUGUAGGUUUCCUUACCGACGCUUACGAUAUCUUUGCAAUCAAUUUAGGUGUAUCAAUGAUGUCCUAUGUCUUUUGGGGUGGUCACAUUCCUUCCUCUACUGAAACUUUACUAAAAGUAUCCACUUCUGUAGGUACCGUCAUCGGUCAAGUCGGGUUUGGUACUAUGGCUGAUAUCGUCGGUCGUAAAAAAAUUUACGGUUUAGAAUUGAUCAUCGUCAUCGUAACUACCAUCUUACAAUGUACCACAGGUCAUUCCCCUGCUAUCGAAUUCCCUGCCAUUUUGACUUUUUACCGUAUCAUCAUGGGUAUCGGUAUCGGUGGUGAUUAUCCUCUAUCUUCUAUCAUCACUUCAGAAUUCGCUACUACCAAAUGGAGAGGUGCCAUCAUGGGUGCUGUCUUCGCUUCUCAAGGUUGGGGUCAAAUCACAGGUGGUAUCGUCGCCAUGAUCUUGAUUGCCGCUUACAAGUCUCAACUGAUCGAUGCAAACACUGCCGCAGAAUGUGGCCCCGCUUGUAUGAAGGCUUGUGAUCAAAUGUGGAGAAUCUUGAUCGGGUUCGGUGCCGUCCCAGGUAUGAUCGCUUUGUACUUCAGAUUGACCAUCCCAGAAUCUCCUCGUUACGCCUUGGAUGCAGAAUUAAAUAAAAUCACUAAUGCUCAAACCUCCGGCGGAUCCUCAUCCGCAAGCGAGUUCAACACUACUGCCGAUGAAAAGGAUCAAGGUUUCAACACUACUGUCAAGUCCCUAGAUAACAAAGAACGCACCGAAAUAAACCAAGUCAACGUCAACAACGGCAAUGAAGAAGCUCACAACCAAGGCCCUCCAAAGGCCUCUUUCAAGGAUUUCCGCCAUCAUUUCGGUCAAUGGAAAUAUGGUAAGAUUUUGUUGGCUACUGCUGGUUGUUGGUUCAUGCUGGACGUGGCCUUCUAUGGUAUUUCUUUGAACAGUGCUGUCAUCUUACAAACUAUCGGUUUCGCCUCUUCAGAUAACGUCUACCAUAAAUUGUACAACUCUGCCGCUGGUAACUUGAUCUUAAUCUGUGCUGGUUCUUUACCGGGUUACUGGUUUUCUGUUUUCACUAUAGAUACAAUCGGUAGAAAACCAAUUCAAGUUGGUGGGUUCGCCAUCUUAACCGCUUUGUUCUGUAUCAUCGGUUUCGCUUACCAUAAGGUCGGUUCUCACGGUUUGUUAGCAUUAUACGUCUUGGCUCAAUUUUUCCAAAAUUUCGGUCCAAACGUUACUACUUUCAUUAUUCCAGGUGAAAUCUUCCCAACCAGAUACAGAUCCACAGCUCACGGUAUCUCUGCUGCCUCAGGUAAGAUCGGUGCCAUCAUCGCCCAAACCGCUUUGGGUACCUUGAUCAACCACAACUGUGCCAGAGACGGUAAGGAAGAGAACUGUUGGUUGCCACACGUCAUGGAAAUCUUCGCAUUGUUCAUGUUGCUAGGUUUCCUAUUGUCAUUUUUAUUGCCAGAAACAAAGAGAAUGACUUUGGAAGAAAUUUCUGAAAAAUACCAUGGCGAAGUCCCAUUAGGAGGUCCAUCUAUCUCUACUCCUACUUACAACGAUACCAUUAGCUCAGCUUCUAUCAAUCACAUGGUUUAG